CUUGUGUAAAGGUGGAGGCUCGGCUCGUCGCUGCUGCGCCGCUCAGAAGAAACUUGAGCUGUUAAAACUUUGACGAACAUCGUUAGAUGUCUGCCACAUAACCAGACCUAUUUAGAGUAUAUGCUGCUCAAGAACUCUCCCAAUGUUUGACGAAGGAGACGAACCCGACAGCGGCGAAAGAGCCCAUCUGUCUGAGUCUCCCUCACCGCCUCUGCCUGUCUGUCUUCCCCGAGGAUCACCUUCCUCACCGCGGCCCCUGGACCUCUUUUCCUCCGCCUCUCCGCUGCUGGGGGACGCAGACCCGCCUUACCUCGCCACUCCGGAGUGUCUUUACCCGUCUCCAGACAACCAGGAACCCGGGGACUCCCCACAUUCCACACCGCCAAAGUUAUACCAGAGCAUCGGGGACACCGGCUCUCCGUUUCGUUCGUGGCAGGAUGUGCGGACAGAUGCGCUGUUCGACCGCUGCGAUGCCCCGUUCCCCAAGUGGAGAGGACGAGGCGCGGCGAACGCUGACAGCUUUCAGCACCGCGGACAGAGACUCCACCGGGCACCAGAGGGCUCGGACAACGGGGACCGCGGGAACCACUCCGUUGAGCACAUCGACACCGGGUUCAACUCCGAAAGCAGGCAAACGGUGGAGGCCAUGCAUCGCCGGCACACCACAUUGAGAGAAAAGGGGCGUCGCCAGGCAGUGCGGGGCCCAGCCUACAUGUUCAAUGAACGUGGCUCGGCCCUCACUGCAGAGGAGGAGCGUUUCCUGGAUGCUGCCGAAUACGGAAACAUUCCUGUGGUCCGCAAAAUGCUGGAAGAGUCCAAAACCCUUAACUUCAAUUGUGUAGACUACAUGGGCCAGAAUUCUUUGCAGCUGGCAGUGGGCAAUGAGCACCUAGAAGUGACUGAGCUGCUUCUAAAAAAGGAUGGUUUGGCGAGGAUCGGUGACGGCCUGCUUUUGGCUAUCUCCAAGGGUUAUGUCCGAAUCGUUGAAGCCAUUCUCGCCCACCCUGCUUUUGGAGGAGGUCUCCGACUUGCUUUGAGCCCUCUGGAGCAGGAGAUGCGUGAUGAUGACUUCUACGCUUACGACGAGGACGGAACACGUUUUUCACAUGAUGUCACGCCCAUCAUCCUGGCUUCUCACUGCCUGGAGUAUGAGAUCGUCCACAUCCUUUUGACGAAGGGGGCCCGCAUUGAAAGGCCUCACGACUACUUCUGUCAGUGUUUCGAAUGCAUGGAGAAACAGAAGCAAGACGCGUUCAGUCACUCACGCUCCAGGAUGAAUGCAUACAAAGGCCUGGCCAGUGCAUCUUACCUGUCACUCAGCAGUGAAGACCCUGUGCUGACCGCCCUCGAGCUCAGCAAUGAACUGGCAAGACUGGCCAACAUCGAGACCGAGUUUAAGAAUGAAUACCGUAAGCUGUCCAUGCAGUGUAAGGACUUUGUGGUGGGUGUGUUGGACCUUUGUCGGAACACAGAGGAAGUGGAGGCCAUACUGAAUGGUGACGUGGACCAGUGCCCUCCAAGCGCCUACAACCGACCCUGUCUCAGCCGUGUCAUCCUGGCCAUUAAGUACGAGGUCAAGAAGUUCGUUGCCCAUCCUAACUGUCAGCAGCAGCUUCUGACUAUCUGGUACGAGAACCUGCCCGGUCUGAGGCAGCAGUCUGUCGGGGUGAAGUGCUGGACAGUGCUGGGGGUCGCCGUAGGUCUGCCCUUCCUGGCUGUUGCCUACUGGAUAAUGCCAUGUAGCAAGCUUGGUCAGAUCCUGCGAAGCCCCUUCAUGAAGUUCAUAGCUCACGCUGUCUCCUUCACCAUCUUCUUGGGUCUGCUUGUUGUCAACGCCUCUGACCGCUUUGAGGGUGUCAAGAACCUGCCCAAUGAGACCAUCACAGACCACCCGCGUCAGGUGUUCAGGGUCAAGACCACCCAGUUCUCCUGGACAGAGAUGCUGAUCAUGAAGUGGGUGUUGGGUAUGAUUUGGUCAGAAUGUAAGGAGAUCUGGACCGACGGGCCCAGAGAGUACAUCAUGCACCUGUGGAAUGUUCUGGACUUUGGCAUGUUGUCUAUCUUUGUGGCUUCCUUCACGGCACGCUUCAUGGCGUUCCUCAAGGCGACCAAAGCCCAGCAGUAUGUGGACAUGCACGUACCAGACGAAGACAUUAGCACCGCCCUGCUGCCUGACGAAGUCGCCUACUUCACUUUCGCCAGGAACAAGUGGCGCCCAUCAGACCCCCAGAUCAUCUCAGAAGGCCUGUACGCCGUCGCUGUGGUGCUGAGCUUCUCGCGCAUCGCCUACAUCCUGCCAGCAAACGAGAGCUUCGGCCCAUUGCAGAUUUCACUGGGACGCACGGUCAAAGAUAUCUUCAAGUUCAUGGUCAUCUUCAUCAUGGUGUUUGUGGCCUUCAUGAUUGGCAUGUUCAACCUGUACUCGUACUACCUGGGAGCCAAGUACAAUCCUGCCUUCACCACGGUGGAGGAGAGUUUUAAGACUCUUUUCUGGUCGAUCUUUGGGCUGUCUGAAGUGAUCUCAGUGGUGCUGAAGUACGACCAUAAGUUCAUAGAGAACAUCGGCUACGUGCUGUACGGGGUCUAUAAUGUCACGAUGGUGGUCGUCCUUCUCAACAUGCUCAUUGCUAUGAUCAACAGCUCGUACCAGGAGAUAGAGGAGGAUGCUGACGUAGAGUGGAAGUUUGCCCGAGCCAAGUUGUGGCUCUCCUACUUUGACGAGGGCCGCACCCUGCCCGCCCCCUUCAACAUGGUUCCCAGCCCAAAGUCCUUCUACUACCUGGUCCUCCGCAUCAAGUCCUGUCUGAUACACCUCUGCAAGGCCAACAGCCAUCGCCAUAACGAGCUGGAGCUGGGCAUGCUCAACUCACAGGCCAAGGAUGAACGCCUCAGGACUUAUCCACGCCCGGGAGAAGAGUUCAUCCCCAGAAAAUCUAGAAAACACCCGACCAGAUACGAGAAUAUCAUGAAGCGCCUGACUAAGAGGUAUGUGCUAAAGGCCCAAGUGGACAGAGAGAGCGAUGAAGUCAAUGAAGGUGAGCUGAAGGAGAUCAAGCAAGACAUUUCCAGCCUCCGUUAUGAGCUCCUGGAGGAGAAGUCCGAUGCCGCUGCAGAGCUGGCUCUGCUCAUCCAACAACUUGGCGACAAGUUUGGCAAGAACACCAUGAGACAGUGACAGGACUCGCAAGAAGGAGAGAGUGGAAGGGAGGGAGGAAGAUGUGAAAGAGGGUGAAAUCAGGAGGAAGGGGAGGCAGGAACAGGGAAGGUAUUUUUAAGACCUUUAUGGUGGAAGAGUGAGAAAAAGAGGGAGAUGGGAGGCAGGAUGUUUAUGAGAUAGACGGGGAAGAAAGUAGAAGAAAAGCGUGAGAGAAACAGACUGGGCGCAGAGCGAAAAUUUGAUAACUUAAUGGAAAGGGUUUUGUAUUAUGCAAUGACAAAUUAAGGAGGAAUGUGAAAAGAACAUAGCUGCGACUGCACAAGAGCACAAGGUCGAGGGUCAGAGGUGAAGUAAACUCAGUGGAAGGGGCUUUGUGUCGACAGUUGAAUUCUAAUAAAAGGCGACGUCUUCAGGGAGUCGUAAGAAUAUUUGUUUUUCACACCUGAAAGGCUGGCUUUGCUUCUAUGUCUUCACUUUGUCAGGACAAGCAUAGUGACGCCUGUCAAGAUACUGUACUCUCCUUUAUACACCAGGCUAUCUAAUUAAUGCAUUUCUAUCCACAAUGCACACCUUGAUCAGGAGUCAAAUGAUUCAGGAAAAAGCGAUGAAACAGUGUAGGAUUUAUACACUCAUUUGAAAGUCAUUGAAGCACUCUCCAAAAAUGCAGUCAGUGACCUUUGUAUGUCCACAUAACACACAGUGUGCUGGUAAGGCAUUCAGUAUUGCAGCUCCUCGUGUGCUGUCUCCAAGAGAUCUUAUGUUUGUAGAAAUUGACUUUGUAGAGUUCCAUCAAAUUGCAAAAGUACUGAUAACACGACAGUAUGUAUUUUACCUCACUCAGAAUUAUUUAAAUAUAAUGUAACUAAAUAAGCACAUGCUGCCAGAAAGCAAGCACGUAUGGGUAAUUCAAGAGGAUAAGAAAUUUCACAGGAUACCUCUCCCACUGUGACUCGAGGUCUCAUGCAUAUUUGACCACUUUAAGACGAAAAAAUGUUAAAUAGGACCUAGGAAACAGUGGUGGGUGUUCUCCUCUUCAUUGUGCCUUUGCGGUACAAAGUGUUUUCUAAAAUAGUAGCCAGAUAGCGACAUGACCUCAAGCGGUUGUGUUUACAGCUAUAAAAUGCAGGAGGUCAGCGCUUGUUAUUAGCACAUGAAGGUAGAGAAACUCCGUCUGAUCGCUUUAAAGCAACCAGACGUUUGUGAUAUGGGAAAAUGGGGGAGAUAUAGAGAUAUGGGAUUCUGAAACACUGGGAUUGUGCUGCAGAGGCUGUGUGGAGUCAUUUUAUGGGCUUGUUUUUCUUUUGGAGACUUAAUUAAAGGACAUAGCGCUGCACUAGCUAACUGGCUGCAUUCGACUUCACCAGUGAUUCGCCUGACAUGGAGAACAGUAGGUAAUAGUUGAACUGUUGCUUUAACUAAUAUUAGAUAUAGAGAAAAUGUGAUCCAGUAACAAUGCAGUUUGAUAAACUGCUAAUUCUGCCCACUAGAAUUGAGAUGUGUUUUUAUUGUGAAGUGUAGAAUUCUAUCUAAAGCAACCAAUAGACAGAUGUAGAUACAAACAGGGUGCUAAAGAUUAUGUUGACCUGUGGGAUCAGCCAUAGUAUGUCUGUCAUGUAACAGGAGCCUAUUUUGGACAACAAAAUAUAGCCACUGGCCCAUUAUUUAUAGUCUGUCUAGUCCCCAAACCUGAACACCAUCAGUGAGAAUGCUUCAGUCCUUUCUAAAAUGCAGUUUCUAAACAGCAACAUCACACAGAUCUGCAUAUUUUGUUGUCAUUUAAAAACUUCAUGAAUGAGACAGUUUGGGUAUUUUACAUGUAAUCAACAGAUCGGAUGGCUUGCUCCAACGAUUUGGCUGACAAUUCAGAUCAUUACAAUAAAUAAAUCCCUUUCAUCCUUUUUGAAACCCAUUGGAUAAUAUCAAAAAGCAAAUAUUAUCAAGCUAAAACACCACGGUUUUGUUAUUCUUUUAUUAUGUGGAUGCUAUCAAACGUCAUUGGCCCCAUAGGUAAAGAUGAGCAGCGGGCAUACUGCUCAUAUUAACACAUUUAGAGGGCUGUCAUUACACACGAUUUGUGUUGGUGGGGAAAACAAAUCAGACCUUUUUCAUCUUAAAAUCAUUAACCAGUACAGUGAAACUAUAAAAUGAGUUAUUGCCAUAACAAAUGUAUCUAUACACAUACAGGUUGUUUUUAAAGCUUCUAAGGUUAAACGCCUAAGCUCAUUAGUAGUCACCGUAACCCCCAGAACAUUUCGUAGCAUUGAAAUUGAAACUUUAAACGCAAUUGAAACAGUUGACUUAGUAGAGGUAUAAUGUCUUUAACCUAUUGUGACCGUGUCUUGAUUCAGGUACACAAAUGUUGUCAAGUUUUCAUAUUAGUAAGUAGUGUGACUUGUGUCUUUAUUUAUUUUGACUGUCGGAGAGUGAAAGAGCAGCUAACUAUUUUCUGUGUCCAGAACCAGGCCAGGAAUGAACAGACUCCUAGAGAAGGUUUUAUGAUUCCCACUGCUUUAAACGCAAAAUUAACGGAAAUACUGUAUUUUUCACUUGUACGCAAGAGAUAUUGAUUAAUGCAAAAUCUUGUACUGUAUAUUGUCAUAUUUUUGAUCUUUGAAUUAAAGAUAGUAUGCUCUAAA
Messenger RNA from Anarrhichthys ocellatus (wolf-eel), 5793 nucleotides. RefSeq names its product transient receptor potential cation channel, subfamily C, member 7b (gene trpc7b). Gene Ontology annotation, molecular function: store-operated calcium channel activity; inositol 1,4,5 trisphosphate binding; protein binding. The transcript has 12 exons. Gene Ontology annotation, cellular component: cation channel complex; plasma membrane. Gene Ontology annotation, biological process: regulation of cytosolic calcium ion concentration; calcium ion transmembrane transport; single fertilization. The record is from RefSeq and is a predicted model, not a curated record. Lineage: Eukaryota; Metazoa; Chordata; Actinopteri; Perciformes; Anarhichadidae. Bases 143 to 3175 code for a protein of 1010 amino acids.